Molecule: messenger RNA, 5942 nt
Organism: Neoarius graeffei (lesser salmon catfish)
Lineage: Eukaryota; Metazoa; Chordata; Actinopteri; Siluriformes; Ariidae
Gene: urb2
Product: URB2 ribosome biogenesis homolog
Exons: 10
Coding region: 119-4681 (1520 amino acids)
Biological process (GO): ribosome biogenesis
Cellular component (GO): nucleolus
Source: RefSeq, a predicted model, not a curated record
UGUCGUCUGGCAUGGGUUAGAUAUUGGGAUGGAAAUGUGAAGGGACCACAUUGGCAAUUACCCAAAUACUGGGUUCCAUCAGAGACUCAGGUAUGGCUCAUCUAGACUUGCUUUAAAAAUGACUGCCAUCUACUCUGGCGUCCAUCAAAAACUGAACAGCCAUCUCACACCAUGGCCAGACAAGCUGAAGCUGGCUCGAUUUGCAUGGGUAUCCAAUCAGUGCUUUCUUCCAAAUAAGGAACAGUUUUUGUUUAACUGGGUUGCUCGUGCCCUUUCCGGUUAUUACGGCAAGAAAGUAGAGGUGCCACAAGAGGUUGUGGAGGGCUUAUGGACAUACCUGAAGGAAAUUCUUCAUAGUAAGAGGCUUUGUAAUGUCUUGAGCACAGGAAAGACCAUUAACAUACACCCAACAGUUCCCCAGAUGAUUAAUGAAAGGAUUCUGGAAAGCACUUCAGGAACUCUGUCUGUCAACCUGUCCACUGUUUUGAGUUGUUGUGAAGGAAUCUUGUCAUUUCCUGGCCUUGCUGUUACAUACACUGCCAGAUAUGAUCUGCUGGUGGAGCUUGUGGUUCGGACCAGUGGCUUGGCCUGUUUUCAACUCCAGCAACAGGAGUCUGCAGAGCCUCUAUCAGUUAAGGUGUUUGAAAUUCUGCUUCUUGUACUCAGCACCUAUUUGACUGCACAAAGGCAGCAAGGAAACCCUAAGAGAGUUUUUGUCCAGGUGACCGAGCACCUUCUUCAGCCACUCUGCCUGUUAAGACACUUAAUAACCUCUAGAACAUGGACAGAGAAAGAUGAUACAAGGAUUCGGCAACAAAUGAGCAAAGCGAUCCGGAGCAAAGUGGACUUGAUUCUUCGGUCUGCUCUUUUCUACCACGAGCACCUACAUUAUUACCAAGAAGAAGUUCUCCCAUCAGAACAGGGAUCAGGUGGAAAAAAGGGAUCUGCAGGCAAAACUUUUCUCUGCCCUGCUGCAACCAUUCUAUCAAAGCUUGUGCAUGGACAUGAUGCUCAUGAUGAGUCUUUCUUUUAUGGUGUCCGAUCCAGUUCUCUGCCAUUGCUCUUCAAAUUUGCUUUAGAUGCCUUUUGCAAAAAAGGAGAGAACAAGCUGGUUUGCUUUCAUCUUAUGACAAAGUUUCUUACUGCCCUAGACUUUACAGAGGAUCUGAACCUCAAAGAAACAUUUAAUGAGGCAAACUGGAGCUUUGCUCUGCUUGCCUUAGAGAACAUUUUGAACUCCUGUUUGGUGGAAGAUAUCUAUAAUGUAGCUGCAGAUAAAAUACAACAUGGAGAGGUGCAGUUAAAUUUCUACAGGAAAGUGGCUCGGCUUUUAUUCAAUAACGCGCAGACCGGUAUCCCAGCCUGGUACCGCUGCCUGAAAAUACUACUGGCACUAAACCACCAAAUUCUAGCAUCAGAUCUCGAUGAGCUUGUCUCUACAGUCUGGGUGGAUGCUGACAGCAUGGAAUUACGGGUGAAGAAAGCUCGAGAGACGCUUAUUUGUGAAGUUCUUCAGACCUACGCGAAGCUACGCCAGCUGCCAAGACUUGUUGAAGAACUGCUGGUCAUAAUCCGUCGACCAGCUGUUGAUGAACUGAGGCAGGAGUUGUUGCCUGAGGCUUUGCAAACUUGCUUAAGUCAGUGUUUCUUAGACAACCCUCCUAGCCAGAAUCUCGAAAUCUGCAGACUUAUUCUGGAGAAGAUGCAAAAUGAUCUCCCUUAUGCCCAAGAGGGAAGAAGGGAGUCUGCAUUAAAGAUGUUUUCUCUGAGUGUUCUCAUGCAUGCAGUGGUUAUUAGUCUUAAGACACUAGAUGAUAGCACUCCUUUGCCCAUAGUGAGACAAACUCAAAGUCUCAUGGAGGAGAUGUUUAAGUUUGUUACGGUUCUGCUGCAGCGUCUUGAGGGAGUUUUGAUUACAGAUAGCCUCUGGGUAGAGAAGAUUCAAGACGCUACUCUUCUCCUUACUCACACUUGGCAUGAGGCAGACACUGUCUUUCAAAUUCAUUGCAGUAAAUACACCUCCCCAGCUGGUCCAACUGGUGAUGUCAGGGCUGUCUCUGAUACCAUACAGAAAGCAUUGGCAUUUACAGAAUCAGAAGGCCAAGCCACUAGUCCAUUGAGCAGGUUUCUUCAAAAGCUUCUUGCUAUCCAUAGAAUAAAGAGACACUCACUCAUCUCACCUUUACUUACCCUGGACAUGGACACGCAAGAUGUUCUUCAUGAAACUGUUCAAAUUGUGGUAAAUAGUCAAGAACUUUCUGUAAACCUGUACACUGACCAAACAUGGGACCGUCAGUUUUGCAGUGUUAAUGCUGACACCUAUCCAGUGGCCUUCUGGUUUCUACUAACCACUAACCUACCAUUAAUUGCUCCAUACCUCACACAAGAGGUUACAUCUCACAUAGCAGAGAUCAUCCUUAACUCCCUGCUUCAGGGCCGCUCAGGAAGCAGUAUGGAGAAGACUGAUUUGUCGUUCCUAUUGAUUUCAAAACAAUUGCUCGAAAGCACAGUUCUUUGUGAGCUGCCCAACUUGCACUCAGCAGUGGUGACAACUAUAACGAACAAGUUUUUUGGACUGCCAAGUCCUUCUGAUGUACAGUCCUUUUGUCCCUCAUUUUUUAAAUCCUGCUCUGAAAUUGGUGUUGCAUCUGAAGGCAAAAUAGGAUGCAAUGUUGACACCUCAUCCUCUUUUAACAGACUAAAAGCCAUAGCACAAGAAAUUAUGGACUGUGCUAAAACUGGUGCUUCUGUCCCCAUAUCUGAAACACAAGUAGACACACUUCUGCAAUUAGUCAGGAUAACAAGUGUCUUAAAUCCAUAUGCAGUAUCUCCUGAAGAUUACGUGGGACUUUUCCUGGGCUUGUUUUUUAUUACCUUUUGUGUGCAAAGUAAUGAAAAUGGGACACUUUCAGUACCAGUUAACCUUUUGAAAGAGCUGUUUGGCCUCAUGGAUUCACUCUUGGUGGGGAAAAAUUCUCAUACAAUCCUCAAAGUUGUACAUGGUAGUACGCUUUUGGAGGUGGCUAUGACCUCUCUUUUCUCUUGCUUUGAUAAGGAUCUAUUUCAAAAUGUCGACAGUUCAGCUUGGUUUUCUUUUCUCCAGUCAGUCCAAGCUUUCAUUCAGAGUAUAACGCGUGUUAUAGUGGAGCGAAAAAGCAGCGUGCGAAUCAAUCUGGACAAGUUCACUACUUUUAUGAUUGAUAGAACUUGUGCUGUUGGAACAUCAUCUGCAGAUUCUGGGGAUUGUGAUGAAGCUCUGUACUCAUUUCAGCUUCACUUAGCAACCUUGAGUACACUUUGCAAUGAAAUGAUGUCUUUGCUUGGAAAAAGUCCUCAGCUGGAUGAGGCUCUGACUCAGUUGUUGGAGAAGAUUAUCUUUGUAAUGGGGCCUGCUGCUCAGACCAUGCUGAUAAGAAAGACAGACAGUGGGCUCAGACAGUCAUUCUUUAUUGAUGUGGUAACUGUGAUGAUCAAGAGCGAGCUAGCAAAGGUCUCUCAUCAGACCCAGGAUGUUCAUGAUGGUGAUCAACAAUACAAGUUAUCUAACAUGGCACUGUACAAUAGCUUUGGCCAGCAGAUUUUGCAGGAAAUAUACCCAGAACCAAAGCCCAUGGAGGUUCUUGUUUCAUCGCUCCAUUAUCUCUCAGCAUUUUACAUGGCUGCAGAAAAAACUCAUGAGUCUGAUCAUGACAGUCUGCAUUUUAAGAUUCUGCAAAGUGUUUAUAUGCUGUUAUCAGGUGCAUGGCUUUCUGUAUCAGAUGUAAAAGAACUUGAGGUCCCACUUCAGAACCUGCUUACUCAGCUGAUGGUCAACUCUUCAGAAAAGCAACUCCAGUCGCUAUUACUCAUGAUAAGGGAUGGACUUGUUGCAUCCCAGAUUGAAGUAGGCUACCACAAAGAAGUGUUUGCAGCUGUGACUCUAAUAAAGCUGCUUGCCAGCUGUUCACUGUCAGAAACCGCUUCAGAGAUGUUCUGGCGUAUUGUUCCUCAGAUCAUGUCUUCUCUUGUUUUUGUGGUAAGAGGAUCUGGUCAAGUGUCUUCUCUAACCAGUAUACUAACUGUGCCAGUGAUAGAGACUUUAAUUAUGCUGCUCCGUCAAGGAGAAACUCACAUUUCUGACCCACAACAUGUUAUCCUGGUACUGGGAGCUCUUGAGUUUGUGCCUCUGGAAAACCAGUGCAUUGAGGAUUACUAUUCGGCCUUCCAUGCCAUCCAUGAAGCUUUAUAUGCCAUCAUCCUGUGCUACCCUAAGGUGAUGCUGAAAGCUUCUCCAGUCUUCCUGAACUGUUUUUAUCGUCUGGUGGCAUCCAUCAUACGUGAGGGCAGGCAAAAAGGGGAGAAUGAGAAAGGAAAGGAUUUUGAGAAACUUUUAAAAUGUGCCAUGCUAGUGGAACGGAUGUACACUCAUAUUGGUAACACAGCAGAGGGUUUCACUGUCCUGAAUUCCUUCAUUGUGGCUCAGUAUGUCACUGAACUUCAGAAGGUGACACUUCAACCAGAAAUCAAGGCGCACCUGACAGAGGGCAUCUACUGCAUCCUGGACCAGUGUGUUGAACAGGAUAUAAAGUUCUUGAACAGGACAUUGCAAAUGGGUGUUAAGGAAGUAUUCAGUGAACUCUACAAAAAUUACAAACAUUAUCACAAAUCUCAAAGGCAAGGGGAAGAGAAGUAUACUGUUUAACCCCAUUGUUAAACUGACUUUUGUAAGAAUUGUUUUAUAUGAUUUUUUUUAUUAUUAUUGCUGUUGCUUGACUUGGAAAACAAGUGGAGGAGAAAUAAAUUUACUUCUGGGAAACGUGUUGAGCAGGCUUAUUUCAAAGUAAGUUGCUAUCAGUAUGAGAAACAAUUUCCCCAACAGAAAGUUUUACAUCAUAUAUAUAUAUUUGUGAGUGGUAACUGAAGGAAUAUGACUACCUUGUGGGGGUUGGAGGUUUAAAAAGAAUGUGUUUAUGGGAAGAAUGGCAACACUUUGACUCAGCUGUGAUGUGAUACUGGUGAAAGAUGUGGUUUCAAUACCACAAAAACAGGCACACUUAUCUCUCUAGUUUCCUGAAAACAUAAAGGCCAUAAAUACUGAAAUAAACGCUUUUGACAACAAGGGCAUCAGAUUUUGGUUUAAAUGUUAUGCUGAUUUUAGGAGAUUUUAAUACAUGAAGUUUAACACAGUGUUACCCAGUUUUUACAUUUGAGUUUGAUCAGCUGAAAAGGAAAGGAAUUUGGGAUGAUUUGCAUAUUGUGGUGGAAUAAGCUAAUAAAACAUCUGCACCAUGCUCAAAAUUAUUGAGCUCUGUAUGAUUUAAAAACACAUAAGGGAAAAUUUGUUUGAAUAAAUGUAAUGGAGAAUAUCAGACAAACAGUACUGUUAUUAUAUUAUGCUCUGAUUUGCUUUGUAUCACAUGCUUACCUUUCCAGAAUCUCAUUUGUAGUUGUUUACUUGCUUUUAUUAUGAAUUGUAUGACCUUUUUUAUAAAGAUGUAUUGUUCUAUUAAAAUCAGCAUUGUUAUUUUAAACUGAACAGAACAGCCACUUAGGUAAAGGUCCAAAUAAACUGAUGAUCUGAAUAUUAUAAAGAAAAUUCUCCCAUUAAAACCUCCCAUACACUCCUUCUUUCAGCCAGAAGCUUAGAAAUAGAAGCACUGAUUUUUGAGUAUUAUGUAUUCUCAAAUAAGGUCACAAAUUUAAAAUCCUACAAUUUGAUGCUUAUACUAACACAAAAAAACUACAUUUGAGGAUGUUGCUGUAACCCUGAUUAAUAAUAUUAAAAGCAUAUCUAAAAUUUUAAACACGUUAGCCAUACAUUAAAUUUGUUUUCAUAACCUCUAGAAUUGACGUUGCUGGCUGGCUUCAGGAAGGUCUGGCAGCUCCUUGGACAUAUACUGUAAUUGACAAACACAUGGUUGGCAUUCACCUUUACACUAAUAAAAUACAAUUAUGUUUAGAAA